AUGAAUGAGCAUGUGCCGGGAAUUUUGCAGGUCAUCAUUUUUUUAACUGAACCAUAGGUUUGUGUAGUAGAUCAUUAGAAAUAAACCAAUCCAUGCAAUAGGUAAUAUUAAUACAUUAUCUCCCAUGAUUAAUUAUAUUUUAGUCAAGUAGUAAAGUACAUUAGAUUGCAACAAUGGGUGGUUCAAAUUCACAUGAAUUAGCUGAAAAACAUGUCGUGAUUAUUGGAGGAGGCUACGGUGGAAUGCACACAGCCAUUAAAUUGAAAGGAAAAUGUAAAAUUACUUUGAUUGACCCCAAAGAUGGAUUGCACAUAAACUUUGCAUCCCCAAGAGCCUGUGUUGAACCAGGCUUUGCCAGAAAGACUUUCAUUCCAUAUGCACCAGUAUUAGGUGAAAUAUUCAAGAAGGGAUGGGUACAGGAGAUAAAGAUAUCAGAAAAAUGUGUUGUUUUGGAAGAAGGCCAAGAAGAAAUUGCAUAUGACUACUUAGUGAUUGCAACAGGAACAAAAGGGGAUUUCCCUGGUAAAAUCAAACGAGAAACCAGCGUCAGUGAAGCAAUCACACAAUAUGAAAAGCAGAUAGAGUUGAUCAAAAGUGCACAAAAAAUUACUGUGAUUGGUGGCGGUGCAUCAGGGACAGAGUUGGCAGGUGAGAUUGUUGUGGAUUACCCAAAGAAAGAGGUCACCAUGGUACAUUCUAGUGAGGUGUUGAUCAGUCCAUUGAUGGGCCAAUCAUUCAGAGACAAAGUACAUAAUCAGCUCCAGGCUUUGGGAGUCAAGAUGGUUUUAGGAGAAAAAGUGACAAAUCUCGGUGAACUCCCAGUGGAUGAAUCGGCAAAGUGUGUUGUGAAAACUGACAAAGGAUCAGAAAUUGAAGCUGAUUUAGUUAUUGUCUGCAUAGGAUUGAAGGUGAACUCAGAUGUCUACUCCAAAGCAUUGGGUGAUUGUAUGGAUGAGAGUGGUAGCUUGAAGGUUCGUCCCACACUUCAGGUCGAGGGUCAUGACAAUAUCUUUGCUGUGGGUGACUGUGCAAACAUCGACAAAAUCAAGAUGGCGUAUAAGGCCGAACGGCAUAGUAGAGUUGUGGCUAAAAAUAUCCAGGCUCUGGCAACCUCUUCCACACUAAACAACUAUGUAGAAGGUAAGACCGUAUUACCCGUGUAUAUGAUAAUAUAAUUGGUGAUCCACUUC
Molecule: messenger RNA, 1190 nt
Organism: Anneissia japonica
Lineage: Eukaryota; Metazoa; Echinodermata; Crinoidea; Comatulida; Comatulidae
Product: apoptosis-inducing factor 2-like
Exons: 6
Coding region: 174-1175 (333 amino acids)
Cellular component (GO): cytoplasm
Molecular function (GO): flavin adenine dinucleotide binding; electron-transferring-flavoprotein dehydrogenase activity
Source: RefSeq, a predicted model, not a curated record